This is a messenger RNA of Malaya genurostris, 4631 nucleotides long. It is a transcript of the gene FANCI, whose product is annotated as Fanconi anemia group I protein. Lineage: Eukaryota; Metazoa; Arthropoda; Insecta; Diptera; Culicidae. The transcript is spliced from 10 exons. The record is from RefSeq and is a predicted model, not a curated record. Gene Ontology annotation, biological process: DNA repair. Gene Ontology annotation, molecular function: DNA polymerase binding. Bases 196 to 4578 code for a protein of 1460 amino acids.
AUCGGUUUGAAACAUGUUCGAAGUAAACAACACUUAACCGGUAAUCUAUGAGCGCGAAUAUAUGCUGAUUAUUGUCAAGUUAUUUCAUGAUUAAUUUCUGAGCCGUUGUAAAUGUGGUGUCCGAUAGUGAAGUUACGAUGUAAAUAAUAAAAGCAAGAUAUUGAAACCUCAGUUAUAGUAGAGAAGUAGAACAAAAUGCCACCGAAUAUAGCGGCUGCAGUUAUUAAACUGGGACAACAGAAGAAAAAUGAUGAGCUGAAAGAGAUUCUGGAGAGGAUUCCGAAUAAGGAGCUUACCGAUCUGGUGGCGUCCAACAUCAAAACGGCCGACGGUUUUACGUUAUGGCAUUUUGUUCUCGUUGGAUUGGCGCAUUCAAGCAAGUCACAGGAAAAGCGUUUUCAAGUAGCAUUGGCCGUUCUGAAUCAAUUGAAUCGAACCGAACUAAGCACGAAGGUUGUAUUUGACAUUGUGUCUCGGUUAGUGUUGGACCUACCAAAAUUCAGCGCGGAUCAGUUAGUAGAAAUUCUGGAAUACUGUGUAGAGUCAAUUCGAGCAGGAGAUCCUAAAUGUAUGGGUUGGAAGGAUCUCUUACCAGAUGUACUAAAGUUGUUGCUUGAACAGGUGAGCAAAUUCAACGUAAACGGGUUUAUCAUGACUGGUAGUGAGUAUCGUAAAAAGGUGCUGGAUGAUUUGCUCAAAAUGAAGAUUCAGAACGGUAUUCUAACAUCAUUUACGGCGAUGUUCCGCGAAAUACCCUUGAACAAAGAUGAGGCAACACUAGUUAUUCAAAAAAUCUGUGAUGCUAUACGUGGUUUUCAACCCCUGGAACUACCAGCCCUAUCUUUUCAGCUAUUUCAUAUAUGUCUAAACUAUACUAGCUUGUUGGUGAUUCCCAUCUAUGCAUUGCAAAAAUAUUUCCAUAAGCAUUACUACAAGAAGGUGUUGAGUGACGGAGGAGACACUACGGAUUUCGAUAGCAUUGAGCCCGUCUCGGAUAAAGAAAUUCGGGAAGCAGAAGAAACAGUACUGUAUCAUUUAUCUAAUGUCACUGAAUUUCGUUUGGACGAGCUACAAGUGGUGGCAAUGUUUAAACCAUUUCAAAGCUUGCCUGAAUUUUUGUUGACUCCCUUUGUAGUAAGUGCUCUUAUUGCGAUGAGCAAAAUAAACCGUUGCCCGGAUACCAUGAAGGUAGUGUCUUCUCAAGUGAUGCUAUUUUUGACAAAAUUAGUUUUGGGAAAUGAAAACGAAAACGAAAUUUGUAAGCAUUCUGCGUGGUGUCGUGGACGGAUCGAAUCUGGUACUGUACCCGAUGUCGAACGAGUAUUGACCAUUUUGACCGAGCAUAGCCAGGAAGGCAUGGAGGUAGUAACUCCCGGAAUAAUACAUUUUGCAUUUGCCCUGUUGAUUGCAAAGAAGCAACCAAAACUCCACACUAUUGCUAUCACAUUUAUGCAAUAUUUUGUCAAGAAACGGUUCAUCUUUGGAAAUGGAAUAGUAGGAAAACUGAAGCAGUAUUUAUUUGCUGAGCUUGAUUCCCAACAAUUCUCCGAGUGUUUGAUUACGUUGAGCCUCACAAGUGCGUUAACCUUGUCCGAGUGUAAUUCGUCGAUCGACUACAUUUUGGAAUAUCUAUUGAUGAUCGACGGUCUUCACUCGAUGCGUAUCAUGGCCUUCUUGUUUCCGUUAAUUCGUAUUUCUCAUAGGAUCCGAGACGCUUUCAUAGAGGUACUCCGGAAGGCAAUGUAUCACAGCGCGACUCACACCCGCAUGAUGGGGGUAUUCGGAUUUUGUUCUCUAAUGAAACAACUCAAGAACAACAACUCGCGUCGUGCGGUUCUCGGUGGUUCGGCCGGAAAUCUCACUCAACUGUCCAUUUCGGGAAUGUCAUUGCUGUCUCAGUCCACACUUGGACGCGCAGAUAAUCCCGACAUGCACUUUGAUAUGUUAACACUUGAGAUUUUGGGUAUACUUCGACGAUGCUUUACACAAACGAUAGAAAUUCGUGAACUACUUUACGAUAGUCUUGGUAGAGCAGUGGAAUUUAACAGCAAACUUCUUCCCCACGUUCUGCAAUUUAUUGAUUGGCAUUUUUGCAACUAUUUUAACGAAUCGGUUGAAGGUGCAUUUCAAAUAGACUUUGAAAAGUGUGUUCGUUACAAACAGGAUAAUUCAGAGGAUGCAGAUAAUGAUCAACUGCAACAAUUUGAGAUUUUCGACAAUGUUGGCAAACUGACAGCCUUUAUGGUUCACUGCGUGACACUGUCUGAUCAGCAUGAUGUCCAGCACGACAAUGAAGGUGUUAAGAAGCUACUGAAUGAUGUAGUGAAACAAAUCGAUACUAUUUCACUGGACAGUCUGGGAAUCAUUGGAACGCUUGAUGCCAAGACAAGCAAUAUUGGAUGUCAAUACCUGAAUACAAUCGAAGCUGGUAUGGCUUAUUGCAUCUGGAAUGCGAAAAUUGACAAUGCUUGUCAUCGUGAUUUGUUAAAGCUUUUCAAACACCAUCAAAGCUGCUACGACAAAAUUAAGAAAAUGGAACCGAAAAGAGCUGGUAAAAAGGCUAACAACGAAACAAUUGCGUUGACUGCGGGAGGUAUUGGCGGAAAGGGUGUUGUAUUUAAACCCGACAAUGCGUGGGACAUUGCCACGGUGGAGCGCUUAUUGAAGAUUGUGUUUGAUGAUUUAACUAGUAGCGGACCGCAACAAGACCUAGAAGCACUUCGAACGAACCGCGACUUUACCCUGUUCGUGCUAAAAGUGAGCUCCGAAAAGCUGGAAGCUUUACGCCACACCCCAGAAUAUUGGCAGAUUAAACACAGCAAACGCAUUUUCAAUCAUCUCUGUGAAUGUGGGAAAACCGUAUUCGAGCGAUGUGUAAAGCAAACCAAUCAACUGGCCGGUAAUGGGAACAUCCAAGUAGCACUCGGUGCCGGAGAAUGCUUCCGACAGGCGUUGCUCACCGCUCUGGAUGUGUACGAACGGAAAUUUGCAGAAUUUCUGAGAUUAAUUUGUUGUUCAGCACAGUCGGAUUUCAAGAGGGAAAUAUUCGAAACGAUGCACGAAAUUAUUGAUAAAUACUUCGAUGAUGGAGCAGAAUCUGAUACGGCCGGAGAAAAGACGGUUUGCAAUCUGUUCGUUUGUUUGGAGAUUUUAUACAAAUCUAACAUCAUGGAAAACGAUCUUCUCAAUGCAGCUUAUAUAUGGCUACAAAAUUUCUGCACAAAUACCAAACUUAAGCAAAAAUCUUUGGGUAUAGUUCAUAGAAUAUUAUUUGAUUUGCGAAUGAAAACACAAACUGGUGCCUAUUUCGAUACUGUGUCUAUGCUUGUUGAAAAAAAAUUCGGUCAACUUGAACAAGACGAACUUGUUCCGAAUUUUACCUUAAAGUCGAUCAGUUCCUUAACGGUUGAAUCUGCAUUUAUAGCUCUAUGCAAUGCUCUAAAACAGCAACUGGAUGAUGUGGAUCACUUCAUUCUGCGAACGAACAGCAUUCUAUGUCGAUUGAAGAUUUACGGUCAUGGCGAAAAUGAAGAAUAUUUACAGCAAUUAAAAUCCGUCGAAAGAUCGAUGUGUUCUCAGCUUGUCCAUGUGAUGAUGGCAGCUACGCAUUUGGCAAACACGCAGUUACCAUUGGGAACAUGUAUGGACUCUCUUUUGAAACUUCUGAUCGGUGUCUACUCCUGCUUGUCGAAUCUUACUAAACACUUCCUUGCAAGACAUCCGAUUGCGGCUGUUUCUCAUGACUCUACCAAGUUUAAUUUAGUUAUCAAGUCUUCCAAACCAUUGGCUGUGAGGAUUUACAAUCUAUUUCCAUUCAUCGAGGAAAAUAUUCUGGGACAGACGGAACAGGCCGAUGAAGAUGAUGAUUUAGGGGAAACUUCCAAAUCGAAACCAGCCAAUGAUGCUAAACGAAACAGGGAAAAAGUAAUUCGUCAGACAAAACUCAUACCGAAGGUGGUCUUUCGAAUCGAAACCUUCAACAGGUUCGUUUUAAUGCUUAGUAAAAAGACAAAGAAAGAUCUUACAUAUCUGCUACACUUGGGAACGGUGAGAGAUUUCCGAAUAAAGGAACCCGCACUGGUUGAGGCUAUCAAGAAAGCGUUCGAUGGGAGGCAGGAUGAGACUUCCUCCGAGUUUGGUGAUCUAGCCGAUCUGGACACGUGGCACGAUGAACACAUUGAACCACUGAGCAAACCAACAUCAUCAUCCCUUGGGGCUUCGUCCGUGGCAGCGGAAGAAAGUCAACUUGAUGAACAGGAGUCUAACACGGAGUUGUCAGACAUUGGUAAUGAGAAUUUGGCUUUGAAAAAUUUAGCAUUGCUAAAUGAGAAAAGUAAGCGAAGGUCAGCGAAAAAAAGAAUGAACGCUGAUGAGAGGGAUGUUGAAAACCAUAGCAGUGUCAUUGCUUCAGCUGCUAAGAAACGCAAGGUAUUGAAAAAGAAAGGAACCUCCCCGAAAAUUAAUAAGAAAGCUUUAGAAACGGUUAAUGAACUUUCAGCAGUUGCAUCGGCAACUAAAGUGACAAAAACACUCGGUCCGGGAAGACGAUCGUCGAGAACAAUUGAUAAGAAAACCUAGCGUACAAAAAUAUGUAAUGAAAUAUAGGCGUCUUUGGAGCUUAAUUUUGCAAA